CGGACUCCACUUCCCGUGAGGCCCCGCGUGCCCGGACUCCACUUCCCGUGAGGCCCCGCGCGGGCCGCCGGAGGAUGGCGGCUCCUAGAGUGUUCCCGCUGGCCUGCGCGCUGCAGCAGUACGCCUGGGGGAAGAAGGGCUCCGGCAGCGAGGUGGCCCAGCUCCUGGCCAGCAGUGACCCGCUGUUCGUGAUAGAGGAGGACAAGCCGUACGCGGAGCUGUGGAUGGGGACACACCCCCGGGGAGACGCCCGCAUCCUGGACAGCCGCCUCCCGCAGAAGACGCUGGGCCAGUGGAUCGCCGAGAACCAGGACAGCCUGGGCCCCAAAGUCAAGGAGGCCUUCCAGGGCCGGCUGCCCUUCCUCUUCAAGGUGCUGUCGGUGGACACGGCACUGUCCAUCCAGGCGCACCCUGACAAGGCGCUGGCAGAGAAGCUGCACCGCCAGGCCCCGCAGCACUACCCCGACGCCAACCACAAGCCGGAGAUGGCCAUCGCCCUGACCCCCUUCCAGGGCCUGUGUGGAUUCCGGCCAGUGGAGGAGAUCCUGACCUUUCUGGCCAAGGUGCCUGAGUUCCUCUUCCUGAUCGGAGACGAUGCGGCCGCCCAGCUGCGGCAGAGCCUGGGCCAGGGUCCCAGAGUGGUGGGUGCCGCCCUGCAGAGCUGCUUCUCCCGGCUGAUGAGGAGCGAGAAGGCGGCGGUGGCUCGGCAGCUCAGCCUGCUGGUGGGGCGCCUCUCCCAACAAGGGUGGGCUGUGCUUGCAGGGGCGGCUGGCAGCCUGGAGGACGCCUGCGGGGAGCUUCUGCUGCAGCUGCACCGACAGUACCCGGGGGACGUGGGCUGCUUUGCCAUCUACUUCCUGAACCCACUCACCCUGCAGCCGGGCGAGGCCAUGUUCCUGGAGGCUAACGUGCCCCACGCCUAUCUGAGGGGAGACUGCGUGGAGUGCAUGGCCUGCUCGGACAACACGGUGCGUGCAGGCCUGACCCCCAAGUUUCUGGACGUGCCUACGCUGUGUGCCAUGCUCAGCUACACCCCGGGGCCCGGCCGCGACCGGCUCUUCGCCCCCACCCAGAGCGCUCAGGACCCCUGCCUCGCCCUGUUCGACCCCCCAGUGCCCGACUUCACUGUGAUGAAGGUGGAGGUGCCCGGCUCUGUGGAGGAGUACCAGCUGCUGGCACUGGACUCGGCCAGCAUCCUCCUGGUGGUUCAGGGGAUGGCGACGGCCAGCACGCCCUCAGCCCCUGAGGUCAUCCCCCUGCGCAAGGGCUCGGUCCUAUUCAUCUCGGCCCGCGAGAGUGUGUCCCUGCGGCUGGCGGCCGAGGGGCUGCUGCUGUUCCGUGCCUGCUGCCUGCUGUAGGUGCCUGCUUCGGGGACUGCGGGCAGGGCUGCCCCGGACGCCGGCGUGGACGCUGCACUGGCUUCCUCUGUCAGCUCUGGGCUGUGAGAUCACGGCCACCAGUGGGGUUUUGGGCUCCCCAGUAAAGGCCGAGUGUCAUGGAG
Messenger RNA from Erinaceus europaeus (western European hedgehog), 1501 nucleotides. RefSeq names its product mannose phosphate isomerase (gene MPI). Lineage: Eukaryota; Metazoa; Chordata; Mammalia; Eulipotyphla; Erinaceidae. The coding region runs from base 75 to 1358 and encodes 427 amino acids. Gene Ontology annotation, cellular component: cytosol. The transcript is spliced from 8 exons. Gene Ontology annotation, molecular function: zinc ion binding; mannose-6-phosphate isomerase activity. Gene Ontology annotation, biological process: carbohydrate metabolic process; GDP-mannose biosynthetic process. The record is from RefSeq and is a predicted model, not a curated record.